GCCGGGGGAGCGCGGUGACGUCGCCAGGAUGCGGACAGGUUUCUGCCGCGUCCUCGUUCUCCCGUCGGGCGUGUGCGGAGAGUCCGGGCUCGGCAACAUCGGAGCCGCGGCGGCCGCAGUCGUUGCCUCUCGGCGGGAGUGGCGAUCGACGCCUUUGGCGCUGGGUCUGGCCCCGCUUCUUUUCACCUGUCUCCCUCCGGAGUCCGGCCUGCCCGCUCUCCCUCCAUCUUCUCGUCGAAGGUGAUGCAGUGCUGAGGUACCACGCUCGGACCUUAUAAGGAAGAUCGCCGCCCUCUACCUGAAAAAGAUAAUAUGUUGAUAUAAACAACUGAUCUUUUUGUGAUAAAAUCUCAAAAAUCUCUCCAGAAUGAAUAAAUUGAAAAUGGCAUCAGAAAAAAGUGUAACUAACAACUCUCGGAUUUUAACUCUGUUGGCACAACUGGAGAAGAUCAAUACAGAAUGUUUGGUAGAAGUGGACACUGCCAGAUAUGUUACAUCAAAAAUUCUUCACCUAGCUCAAAGUCAAGAAAAAAUCAGAAAAGAAAUGACUGCCAAAGGUUCAACAGGGAUAGAAGUUAUUCUCUCAACUUUAGAGAACACAAGAGAUUUUCAGACUAUAUUAAACAUCUUAAAUAUCUUAAUUGAAUUGGUGGCGGCAGGCAGCAGUCGAAGAACAGGUUUUCUUGUUUCUCGAGGAGGGACACAGAUUUUGUUGCAAUUACUUGUGAAUGCAAGCAAAGAACCCCCACCAAAUGAAGAAUUAAUGGUGCUACUACAUUCUCUUCUUGCUAAAGUUGGCCCAAAAGAUAGAAAAUUUGGUGUAAAAGCCCGAAUUAGUGGUGCUUUAAAUAUAACUCUGAACAUAGUGAAACAAAACUUGCAGCAUCAAAGGCUAAUUCUGCCUUGUAUUCAAGUGUUAAGAGUGUACUCAACAAAUUCUGUAAAUGCUGUUUCCUUGGGUAAGAAUGGAGUUGUGGAAUUGAUAUUUAAGAUAAUUGGGCCUUACAGUAAGAAAAAUACUGCCCUUAUAAAGGUUGCUCUAGAUACCCUCACUGCACUUCUAAAAUCAAAAACAAAUGCACGGAGAGCUGUGGAUAGAGGCUAUGUCCAAAUGUUGUUAACAAUUUAUGUAGAUUGGCACCGUCAUGAUAGUCGGCAUAGACAUAUGUUAAUCCGCAAGGGAAUCUUGCAAUCUAUUAAAAGCAUUACCAAUAUCAAGCUGGGAAGAAAAGCAUUUCUAGAUGUUGAUGGGAUGAAAAUUCUGUACAACACCUCACAGGAAUGCCUUGCAGUAAGAACUCUGGAUCCACUUGUCAACAUUUCCAGUCUGAUAAUGAGGAAAUGCUAUCCUAAAAAUCGUCUUCCAUUACCGACCAUUAAAAGUGCUUUCCAUUUCCAACUACCUGUUAUGCCUGUUAAUGGACCAGUGUAUCAGCUGUAUAGUUUGCCUCCUGAAGUGGAUGACGUAGUAGAUGAAAGUGAUGACAAUGAUGACAUCGACACAGAAUCUGAGGUUGAAAAUGAUAACGAAGAUGACAUAGAUCAACACUUUAAGAACGAUGACAUUGAGACAGAUAUUGAUAAACUGAAACCAAAGCAGGAAUUGGGGCGACCGGUGGAAGAUUUGAGAAUGUAUGAACAAUUUUUCCCAGAACUCUCAGAGAAUUUUCAGGAAUGUGACCUCAUUUCAAAGGAACCAAAAUCUUUUUCAAACAACUCAGCUCCAGGAGGACCUAUUGUUGUUCCCACUGCUGGAGAGGAACCAUCCUUAACAAAUGACAUGAUGCAACUUCCUGUGAAAGAGAGUAAUCUACAAAGUGAAGACUGUAAUAAAAGACCAGGCUUUUUGGGAUUGGUAAAAAAUGAUGGUAUCAUGGAUAAUAGUUUGCAGCAUCAAGGUGAUCAAAUGAGAUUGCUUCCAUCAUGCCAGUGCCUAAAUCAUGAAAUUGUAAGAGACUUUGACCGAAUUUCACUUCAACAUACUUCCAAAAGUGAACCGUCCAAAAUUUCUAAGACCGUGACAAAAAGCGAAUGUAAAACUAGCAUUAGUGAAAUUACCUGUAAUAAAACUUUUCAACAUGUUCCAACAUGUGGAAGUGUUUUGUUUGAGGGACGGUCUGUCCAGCUGGGAAAACUAUGCUGUUCUGGACCUGAUCCUGAAGAAGAAGAAGUAUCUUGUUCAGUUUCUAUAGGAGAGCAAGUAACAAUUGAAGUGCCUGAUACAAUACAAUUGCAUGAUCCAGAACUCUAUAUUGAAACAGUGAAAAAUACUAGAUCUGUUCCUGAAUAUUCUGAAGUUGCUUAUCCUGAUUAUUUUGGACAUAUUCCACCUCCAUUUAAAGAACCUAUCCUUGACAGACCAUAUGGUGUACAGAGGAAGAAGAGAAUGGCUGCCAGUCACAUGCGAACUCUGAUGACAAAAAUUGCCCAGGAUAUUGAAAGACUUAUUCAUCCUAAUGAUAUUAUAGACAGAGUUGUAUAUGAUCUUGAUAAUCUCAGUUGUCCAGUGCCUGAUGAAGGAGAUGUCUUGAAGUUUAACUCCAAAUUUGAAUCAGGAAAUUUACGGAAAGUUAUUCAGAUCAGAAAAAAUGAGUAUGAUCUCAUUCUGAAUUCUGAUAUAAACAGCAAUCAUUAUCAUCAGUGGUUUUAUUUUGAAGUCAGUGGAAUGCGAACAGGCAGUGCCUACCGAUUUAAUAUAAUCAACUGUGAAAAGACAAACAGUCAGUUUAAUUAUGGUAUGCAACCCCUUAUGUACUCUGUUCAAGAAGCCCUGAGUGGUCGGCCUUCGUGGAUUCGUACAGGAACAGAUAUCUGUUACUACAAGAAUCAUUUUUCAAGAAGUUCAAUUGCAGCAGGAGGUCAAAAAGGAAAAUCUUAUUAUACAAUCACUUUCACAGUCACCUUUCAUCAUAAGGAUGAUGUUUGCUAUUUUGCUUACCAUUAUCCUUAUACUUACUCAGCUUUAAUGAUGCAUCUCCAAAAAUUAGAAUCCACAAACAAUCCUCAGCAGAUAUAUUUUCGGCAACAUCUUUUAUGUGAGACUCUCUCUGGGAAUAACUGUCCUGUAGUAACUAUUACAGCCAUGCCAGAAUCAAAUUACUAUGAACAUAUUUGUCAGUUCAGAAAUCGUCCGUAUAUUUUCUUAUCUGCGCGUGUACAUCCUGGAGAGACCAAUUCAAGUUGGGUUAUGAAGGGAACUUUGGAGUAUCUUAUGAGUAAUACUCCUGGUGCCCAGAGUUUGCGAGAAUCCUAUAUUUUUAAAAUUGUACCAAUGCUUAAUCCUGAUGGGGUCAUCAAUGGAAACCAUCGCUGUUCCUUAAGUGGGGAGGAUUUGAAUAGGCAGUGGCAAAACCCAAACCUGGAUCUGCACCCCACAAUUUAUCAUGCCAAAGGUCUGCUUCAAUAUUUGGCAGCUAUAAAACGUUUGCCAUUGGUUUUUUGUGACUAUCAUGGCCAUUCUCGCAAGAAAAAUGUAUUUAUGUAUGGCUGUAGCAUCAAGGAAACAAUAUGGCACACUAAUGUUAGUGCUGCGUCUUGUGAUCUGAUUGAAGACCUUGGUUAUAGGACUCUCCCUAAGAUUCUGAGCCAGGCAGCCCCAGCAUUCAGUAUGAGCAGCUGCAGUUUUGUUGUGGAAAAAUCAAAGGAAUCUACAGCACGCGUUGUAGUGUGGCGAGAGAUAGGUGUUCAAAGAAGUUACACCAUGGAAAGCACAUUGUGUGGAUGUGAUCAAGGGAAAUACAAGGGCUUACAAAUCGGGACACGUGAACUGGAAGAGAUGGGAGCCAAAUUCUGUACUGGUUUAUUGCGUUUGAAAAAACUGACAUCGCCAUUGGAAUAUAAUCUGCCAUCUACUCUUUUGGACAUUGAAAAUGAAUUGAUUGAAUCUAGUUGUAAAGUGACAAGCCCCACUACUUAUGUUCUAGAAGAAGAUGAACCUCGCUUCCUUGAAGAAGUGGACUAUAGCGCUGAGAGCAAUGAUGAGCCAGAUAUUGACUUGGCAAAUAAUGCUGGAGACUAUGAGCCCUGUCUUCAAGAAGAUGGACUCUCUGACUCUGAAAUUACGAGGACACAUUUGCCUUGAGAUAUUCUUGGUACAUGAAGGAGCAAACUACUGUGGCUUAUUUAAAAGGAACAUGGUGGGUUAUUUCACCUUGGGGUUUUGCUAAAGCAGAUAAACUGCAGUCAACCCAGUUUGAAAACAAUAAAUGCUUCUGGCUUUUAAAACAAUUGGCAUUUGUUUUAUUUGAGCAAUUUAAUUUUUAUCUUAGCAUUGAAAUUAAUUUGUCCCGGAUGCCUGCUAGUUAACGCUGCAUGGCUUUUUGCUUUCGUCCACAUAAUCAGUAAAAUAAAAGAAGUAAUUUCUAAGAUGUAAUUGGCAAACCAGAAGGUAGGAGUUAACCUAAUUCCUGUAGCACAAGAUGUCACACACAGUUUUAUCGGGAAGAUUUUGCAUUUGUGUGCAGGGUUUUAAUUCUGUGAUUUUGUUUUGUUUUUGUUUUUGUUUAUUGGAUGUAACACAAGGAUUUUUUUAAAAAUAUUUUGUACUGAACAGAUGAAAAAUAGAUCUUCUCAUUGCUACAUAUUUUAAGCCUUAGAUUGACAUGGUUUUGCUACAGCCUUAAUUUAAAAUUGGCAAUAUUCACAUUUAUAGUUGAGGAAAGAAUUAUACCUGCAGAAAGAUUUUAUGUACGGAGUAACAUUUUGAGAGUGGAAAGUGUCACAUUCAGGUGUGCGUGCAGCUUUUUCUCCUUGUCCCCUAGUACAGUUUUACGUGUCAUAAUAUUUCUCUGUGUGAAAACACUCCACAGAAAAUACAGAAGAGAGUAUUUAGGCAUGGAUCUUUCCUUCCUGAAAUGCAGGAUUUUUUCCCUGUGUGAAGGAAAAUCAGUUACAUAUCUCUCAGCCUAUGUUUUAAGGUGGUAUCAUCCAUCAGCUUUUUGUGAAAAAAUAAGCCUUGUGUACCCAUGCUGACUAUAAAGUAUAUAUUUAUGUUAACACUAAACUCAUAACCAAAUUCUUUCUGAGGUUCAUAUAAAGCUUGGAGAAAAUAGGUGUUCUUUGUAAGCAUAACAAUUUCAUUGUAUGUAUAUUUCGUGAUACAAAUUCUAGAUCCUUUUCCAUAUUUAAUAUAGCCAAUAUGAGCUCAAAGUGCUCUGGAUACAAAGCAUAUACUUAUAUAUAUAUUAUUGUGGAUUGUGGAAGAAUAAUGGUGUCCAUUUGGGUGGAAGUUGCUUUAUAGUCUCUUGAACUAUGUAAUCCAGAAAAAAAUUAAGCAUGCUGAAUUCCAAUUUUAAAAUAUCUAAGCACAUAGAGCCUGUGAAUAUUACAUUUUUCUGAUGUCUGCUUUAUCUUCCUACCUCCUGAGUUCUAUAUUUUAUUGAAAUAUUUAAAACGAAAGGUAAUAUGACAUUGGAACUAAUAUCAGAGGAUUGGAGGCCAGAUCUUUGUAGUAUUAGCCAAUCCUAUCAAUCUUGGAAUAAAUCCACACUCCUUUUUUAUUUCCUUGUGUUGGUGCUUAUGCUAGAGGGGAUGGUCUGGAUUUUUCUUAACUAAAACAACUUGCCUCAUGUAAAGAGAGAUCAUUUUAUCACUGUCCCCUCAUUGCCAAAGGAAGCAAUUAAAAACAGAAUCAAAUCAGUUUUAAGAGAUAUAUGUUUGGUCUUCUGCGUUCCCACCUCCCGCCCAAGCUAGACAUAUUUCACAGUUAGAUAAAAUUAAUACAGGAAAUAUACCAAUGUACAAGAAAAUAUAAUAUAUUCAUUGAUUUUUUUUAAAAAUUAAUCCAAACCAGAACUUUGCUACUCAGAUAGGAUAAACUAAGUGUUCUGUCUACAAAGAAAAUGCAGUCCCGCUUUAAGUGAGAUGAAAGGAUUUAUGAUUCUUGUUUUCUGGAAUUAAAAUAAAUAAAUAAAUGCCUUCUAGCCAUAGUAGCAUGUUAGAAACAGCAUAUACCCAGACCUGCAUUUAAAUUGUGGAUUAGAUUAUAAAGGGGUGCCCUUUAUCAAAUCAAGGAGGGUUGUACAGAUGUACUGAGCUGACUCUAUGUGUAUUUGUUCUUUGUUUGGUUGUAAAGAAUUUAUUGUCCAGUAAGGAAAUGAGUGACUAAUUAAACCAUAUUGAUAUAACAAGUUGUAUUAAUUUUUCCAGCCUCUUAACUGAAGCAGAUUAAAGAGUCUUGUAGUUAAUCUUUUGAACUUUAUGAAUAUUUUGCUAUAUUUUUUAAAUCUUUGAAUGUAUUUUCAUAUAGUUUUGUUUUUACAAAAUGAUUUUGAUGCAAAUAUGAUAUGAAACACCACAUAUAUUAAAAUAUAUACAUUUGAGUUGUACUUUGUCAACUUCUGGGACUUUCAUAGACAGACAAAGAAAAUUAUGUAUCUGUAAUGCUUAUUUCUUUUAAUGAAGCCUUCCUUUUUAAAUAUUGUACUGUAUCUCACAGACAAAAAUAUGUGCCAACUAUCAGAUGUCAGUUGUAUGUGGAAUAUUAUUUUAGUCAUAACUGAAUAAUGACAACAAAGGCUCAAAUUAGACUGGCAAAUAUAAUGUAGUUUGUAUAAAAGCCAGAAAGCCCAAGUUUUAUUAUAAGAAUCCAUUGUAAUCCUGUAAUUAUAAAUUGUGGCAAUAUUACUGUGUAUGACCUAAUUCCAGAGAGAUAAUUUAUCAAGUAAAUGUAUAAUAAAAUAAUUAUCAUCACCUGCUUUCUCUACAUAUUGGAGGAAUGGGUCUUGGGGGGGGGGAAUUGGAAAUCAAUAUGCAAUGUCAUAUCACAGUUUAAGAAUAAGUGUUCAUAAAUUCAUAAAUUUUUAGAUUUAGAUGUUUAAAAAAACUUGAAUAGCAAAUUUAAGGGGGUUUGGAUUUCUCUUGUUUCAAAAAAAUCAUAUUAAUCCUAUCUCAGGGCUUGUACUAUA
Messenger RNA from Thamnophis sirtalis, 6905 nucleotides. NCBI's taxonomy places the organism in Eukaryota, Metazoa, Chordata, Lepidosauria, Squamata, Natricidae. The record is from RefSeq and is a predicted model, not a curated record.